ACAAGAAUUACUGUCCAUUAGUCAUUAAUAGAUAAUUAAAUAGAUAAUUAAAAUAUGAUUUCCAGUUUGUACUCCCGAUUUUAUUCUAUUUCUAUGAUUAAAAGUAUUUUUGUGAUUCUACUUUGUCCAAUUGCCGCAGUCGUAGUACCACAUAACAAUAGUACCAUACGUUUGCUCAAAUGUUUUUUGUUUGCCACGGUUAUUUUUCCCACACUAAAUGUGAAUACCAAUUAAAUUAUUUGAAUCAAAAUCACCAAUGUAUCACGUGUCGAGUUUUACAUAAACUACAAAUUAUUAAGAAUACUAUAAAAUUCAACAUGUCUAAAGCUCUUGUAAGUUUAGUCACAGGAGCUGCUUCUGGAUUAGGAAAAGCCACUGUUGAAAGACUUGUGAAAGAUGGAUACAAAGUAAUAAUGUGUGAUUUACCAUCAUCUGAAGGGAAAAGUGUUGCUGAAACAUUUGGUCCCAACACCAAUUUUGUUCCUACUGACGUACGAUCUGAAACCGAUGUUCAGAAUGCUAUUGACACUUGUAGUCAACUCCAUGGAAAAUUAAAUUUGAUCGUCAAUUGUGCUGGUAUAAGCGUCGCACGCAAAGUAUUUAAUUUCAACAAAAGCAGUGCUCAUAGCUUAGAAGAAUUUACUGAUGUACUUAUGGUAAAUACUGUAGGUAGUUUCAAUGUUAUCCGAUUAGGUGCUGCACUGAUGGGAAAAAAUGAAACUGACGAAAAUGGUCAACGAGGAGUUGUAAUUAAUACAUCAGGAUAUUCUGCUUAUGAUGGGCAAACAGGCCAGGUCGCUUUUGCAGCCAGCAAAGGCGCUAUUGCUGCUAUGACACUACCUCUCGCAAGAGAUAUGGCAUCACAAGGCAUUAGGCAUUGUUCAAUAGCUCCAGGAUUAUUCGAUACUCCUUUACUAAAUCAUUUACCUGAAAAAGUUAAAAACUAUUUCGCUGAUAUGACACCAUUUCCUAAAAGAUUAGGUCAACCAGAAGAGUUUGCAAAUCUUGUUGUAAGCAUUGUCAAUAAUCCAUUUUUAAAUGGAGAAGUUAUUAGAAUAGAUGGCGGAAUCAGAUUAAUCUAAAUCAUUUUUAGUGCCUAUUGUAAUAUAUUUUAAGUUAGUGCUUCUCCCUAUUAUAUUGAUAUGUUAAGUGUUGAACUUUAGUAGUUGUCAAUAAUUAGUAAAAUUAAAUGUAUUUAUCAUUUUUAA
Messenger RNA from Diuraphis noxia (Russian wheat aphid), 1208 nucleotides. RefSeq names its product hydroxysteroid 17-beta dehydrogenase 10 (gene scu). The record is from RefSeq and is a predicted model, not a curated record. Gene Ontology annotation, biological process: estrogen metabolic process; fatty acid metabolic process; androgen metabolic process. Gene Ontology annotation, molecular function: estradiol 17-beta-dehydrogenase [NAD(P)+] activity. Lineage: Eukaryota; Metazoa; Arthropoda; Insecta; Hemiptera; Aphididae. Gene Ontology annotation, cellular component: mitochondrion.